CUCUCACUCUCUCUUCCGGACGUUUCCAUCCCCCUCCUCUAUCUCCCUCCCCCCACCUCCUCUCUCUCCACACCACAAACCCUACACCUAACGAAGCGAAAUCGUUCUGUCCAAACCCUACUUCACCGAUCCCAUUCACAAGCUCACGAAGAGCACUGAGAGAGAGAGAGAGAGAGAGAGAGAGAGAGAUGGGUGUCGACUACUACAAGAUCCUACAAGUCGACAAGAACGCGAACGACGACGAGCUCAAGAAGGCGUAUCGGAAGCUCGCCAUGAAAUGGCACCCCGACAAGAACCCUAACAACAAGAAGGAGGCCGAAGCCAAGUUCAAGCAAAUCGCCGAGGCUUAUGAGGUCCUGAGCGAUCCCCAGAAGCGUGCGAUCUACGACCAAUACGGAGAAGAAGGGCUCAAGGGCCAGGUCCCUCCCCCUGGAUCCGAUGGCGGCGCCACCUACUUCUCCACCGGCGGGGACGGUCCCAACGUGUUCCGCUUCAACCCGAGGAACGCCGAGGAUAUAUUCGCCGAGUUCUUCGGCACGUCGAGCCCCUUCGCGAGCAUGGGAGGCGGCCCUGGCGGUAUGAGGGGAACGAGGUUCUCCAGCUCGAUCUUCGGCGACGAUUUGUUUGGAUCUGCUUUCGGUGGGGGUGGCGGCGGGGAUUCGUAUAUGAACUCGCACCGGGCACCACAGAAGGCGCCGCCAAUCGAGCGGAGACUGCCUUGUAGCCUCGAGGAAUUGUACAAAGGAACCACGAAGAAGAUGAAGAUAUCCAGGGAGAUCGCGGACGCGAGUGGGAAAACAAUUCCGGUGGAGGAAAUCCUGACGAUCGAUGUGAAACCUGGUUGGAAGAAGGGAACGAAGAUUACAUUCCCAGAGAAAGGAAACGAGCAGCCAAAUGUCAUCCCCUCCGACCUGGUCUUCAUCAUCGACGAGAAGCCCCACCCUGUUUUCACCAGGGAUGGUAACGACCUGGUCGUGACCGAGAAAGUACCGCUAGUCGAAGCCCUAACCGGCCACACCGUCCAUCUGACGACUUUAGAUGGCCGGAAUCUCACAAUUCCCAUAAACAACAUCAUCUAUCCCGGCUACGAGGAAGUUGUUCCUAGGGAGGGCAUGCCGAUACCGAAAGAUCCAUCCAAAAGGGGAAAUCUGAGGAUCAAGUUCGACGUCAAGUUCCCGACGAGGCUUACUUCGGAGCAGAAAGCCGGGAUUAAAAGAUUGCUGGGCCAGUGAGCGAAGCAAAGUGAAUGUAAAUAGGCACCUCGUAUUGUUAUUUUAUCUGCGUGCCAACAACGUACUUGAAAAUAAACUGAGUGUUUGUUGCGUUUUACUCCAGGGCUUGUACGCUGCUUAAUAGAGUGUAGAGGAAAAUGAGAUUUUUGUUUUGAGUGUUUGAUCUCCAAAGGCAGGAACUCAUUUUCCGUAGCUUAUCAUUAUCUUAAAAACACUUCGAAUUUGAUACGGUGGAAGCAGGUGCCUCUUCUACAGCUUUAAAACAUGCUUUGGUUUUGUAACAUUUCAUUAUUUUAUUUUAUUUUAAUUAUUUAUUUUUAAUAGAGAGUGAUUAUUUUGUUUAA
Ananas comosus (pineapple) is the source of this 1576-nucleotide messenger RNA. Its product is annotated as dnaJ homolog subfamily B member 13-like. The transcript has 3 exons. Gene Ontology annotation, molecular function: protein-folding chaperone binding. Lineage: Eukaryota; Viridiplantae; Streptophyta; Magnoliopsida; Poales; Bromeliaceae. Gene Ontology annotation, cellular component: cytosol. The coding region runs from base 189 to 1232 and encodes 347 amino acids. The record is from RefSeq and is a predicted model, not a curated record.